GUUUGGUUUUUUAUCUCUCCGUCUCCCACACACACAUGCACGCUCACGCCAUCGGUAGGGACAGGCUCCGAGUGUGUGUUGUUUUUUGUUGUUGUGUUCUUGCCUGCGUGUGUGUUUCUUGUUUCUUUUUACUCCUGUUGUUCGCUUCUCCCUCGCCCGUGAUCGCUCGGCAAGGCAAGUGAGCAGCAGCAGCAGCGCCCUGUGCAGUGCCAGUGGAGAGCAUUUGUAUAGGAGUUGCACAGCGCGUCGGACGCACCAGUCGGAGAGACACACCAGCGCACCUACCUGCAGGCAGCUAAAGGAGGACUCGGCACACACAUAGUGAACGCAUCGUCGUGUUCCGCCGCGACCCAAGCGAGAGCGUCGUUACGCGCGUGUGUGUUGUGUAGCCCCGCAGUAGUGCCUUCCAAGCGGUGGGAUUGGCCAGACCGUGUUCGAAACGUCUUCCAGAAAGAUUGUGCGAAAAACGCGUCGAGUGUGAAUUUGCGGAGAAGCUCAAAAACAAAAAUCACGAUCCAACGAAUCAACCCCAGAUCGAUCAUCGAACAAACGAACGUAAACAAUCCUUGCGACAGCUAGAAAGUGUGUGACGCGAGUGUGCAAAGUGUGUGUGCGUGCGAGUUUAUAUGCAAGUGAAGACGAAAAUCUGACCCUCCGACACCUUUGAAAGGGCCGCGCCAGGGGAAAAAGUGUUAAUCGUGCAUUGCAUCAGCGCUCGGAAACGCACGGCCCACUAAUAAACAUCAAUUUAAGCGGGUGCAACAGUCGCGCCGUGCAUGUGUGCAAUAGCAACAAUUGACAGCAAUUGAAAGUGGCUUGCAGGGCGCAUCGAGGCGUGUGUGCGGAUAAGCCCUUUCCCGAGACCGGCCCGCUACCGAUGAAGAUGAUCAUUUUGUCGAUCUUUCUCGAGAGUCCCGAUUGAUACCAGUGUGUGUGUGUUUGUGUUCGUGUACCCGUGUACUGAUCAGUACUGAAAGAGCGCACCUGUCCACUUGCCAAUUCUUACACUGCCCAUAUAGCACCAAAGUGACCAAAAAGUGUUCCAAACAGUGUGUUCACACGUAACGUUUAAGUGAUUGUAGACAGAGCAGAGGGCGAGGCAGACGACGGAAACCGUAAACAAAAUCUCAGGAGCAUUUCUGCUUGUGUGCGUUUGUGUGAUAGUUUGGUUUUGUGAUGGCCAAACCAUUUUCGCUACCCGAACCCGGCCCGGGCGGAGGAUCGUCCUCGUCUGGCGCGGGUCCGCCCGCCAACAACGUGUCUUCCAACUCGAACGCGGCUGCUGGCGGUACCGCUCCCAGCACUCCCGCCCUCCCGAACGGUUCGGGCAGUGGGGCGAGCCAUCCGGCCAGUCCGGCCGGUCCGCUCGGGCAUCCACCGUCCGCUCCGAUCCCGAUGCCCGUGCCCACCUCUCCCCAGCAGUACCAUCUGCAGCAGCUGCACCACCAUCACCAGCAGCUGCAGCAGCACUACCAGGCGUACCAGGGCCCGCACGGCACGCUGAUGGCCGCACCGCCCGGGUCGUCGGUCGCCAUGCCGGUGGAUCCGCAUCUGAUGCUGCCGAUGACACCGCCGCCGAGCGGGUUCGCCACCACCGUCCAGACACCGCAGAUUCCACCGGUGAACGAGCAGCUGGUGCAGGCCCUGUACGAGGCCAUCUAUCGCUGUUCGCUUGGAGAUGUCCCAACAACGCCGCUGUCCCAGUCACCGCCGAGCGCUUCCUGCAGUCCGUUUGCGAACGGUAACUUCUUCGGCUCGGGACAGGUGUUCUUCCCCCGCACUCCGGCCAAUACCGCCAACGGGCGUAAUGGUGCGCGAGUGUUCUUCCAGCAGACACCGAACCCGGGCCCGCAGUACACUCCGGUGGGCAACUCCCAGUCGCAGCAACAGCCACCGCCCGGGUCCGCCAACAGUCAUUCCAGCAGCAGUGGAGUAAGCAGCUCCGUCGAUACGCCAUCGUGCUCGUCCGGCACGCCCCACUAUCAUCAAGGGCAGCUUCAGCCGAUCCAGUUCAACUGGCACGACGACGGAGAUUCGAGCGAGUCCGAAGCGUCCACAUCGCAGGCCACUUCCUCGUCCGGCUGCAGUCCGCACUGUCUCGGGAUGGAUGGCAGUGGACCGAGCAGCUCGUUCAGUACGCCAUCUUCGUCCACCGUCAUGAGUCCGUCCUCGUCCGGUGGUACGCUCUAUGCUGCCGUGCCGCCCCAUCUCGACUACAUGGCCGGCCGGGAGCAGCUGCAGGAGUUCCCGGGCAAGAUCCCGCAGCGUAAACGCAAAUCGCGCACACCAAAGCCGAAGAAACCGGGAUUUCUGGAGCAACCAUUAAUGUGGCAGAUGGCGGUUACCGCGGCGCUCAUUGUGCUCGGCUGUGGAUAUCUGGCGGCAAGGUGAACCGACGGCAGCAAACGCUUGUCCCAAGUUAGCUCACAGAGCCGUUGGACAAGACAAACCAGCAAGGGACGAACCAGGACCCUUAACACCACACCAUAUCCCCAUCCCAUCCCCGACUGGAGCGCUGGAUUUCUGGAAUUUCUGGAAGCAAAAGUGUCAUUUCUGUGUGCCGAAAGAUGUGUCCCAGGCUGAGCGAAGAAAGAGAAAAGCAAAAACUCGUUGGUUUAGAACUUACACCGUGAUACAAAAAAAGAUAUAAGAAUAACGAAGCGCAAAUCGAAGAAUCAGUGUGUGGAGGAAGCGAAAGGAAAACGGAAAAAAACUCAUAUUGGUCUCAACUUGCAAACGUGCGAGUAAUUUCACCAAAUAGCGUUAGGGAACAGUUUCUCUCCUGUGCGAUAAGUGCCACACUUUUCCAAAUGUGUCUGUUUCACACGCAAGAUCCGAAGAACUCGGCAAAGUAAGAGGAAAGCGAAGCUUGAAAAGACCCAACCCGGACUAUAUGUUUGACAUUCUCUGUACAUCCCGAUCUCGAGCCUCGAGUGCAGUCGAUCGAUCGAAGACGAUCCUUUACGCGUUCAUUGUUGCAUUUUAAAGCUGUUUGCCUUUUUUUGUUUACAAGCACCGUGCGAUAGGACAGGACACUCAACUUUUCUACCCCGCAUAAGGGAUCUUACGAAGGAGCAGAAACACUUACCAGCUGAUUUACAGCUUACCAGGAUAGCGUUAGGCAAUUUCUAUUUUCGGGAACUAGUGCAUAGCGAACCAUAAGUAAGGUGGCGGCAAACCGACGAUGUGUAGUGUGUAAUAUUAAAGUUAAGACCGUGUUGCGUGUAAGCUUAGUAGCAGUAUUACAGACAGACGAAGGACGCGCCCCAGGGCCGUUGAGCUUUUUAAAAAAAUGAUGUUUUAUCCCAGAUUUCGUGCAACGAUGCAUUUCAAACUACGCGCGUUUCGGUAGCGCUUAAGGAACGUGGUGCGCAGCCAUCGAGUUUCGUUUUAACACUUUCCUUUUAACCCAUUAACAUUACGUUCGAUCUCUUUGUUGUACAUGUUUAUACCUCCCUCGGAACGAAAGCUUUUCCUCAAAGUUAAUCAAAUCUGUUUCUCUCUUUCCAUUUCUGCCAUUUUGCAACCACCCGAAAAGCGAGUGUGGGUUAGGUUUAGAAGUAGGAAAUGCUUGUGUUGUAUCUCAGCCGGGGAGUAUAUACUUGUAUCCAGUAUCAAUUUUUUAGCUUGAUUCAAAUGAUGAUCUUCACGUAGAAUAUAGAAUGAUUUUACCGGCGUUUUUACAACGAUCUAGCUAAAGUUAUUUUAACGUUUAUUUCCACCCUUACAUGGGAUUUCGUCUGAUUCAACUGAGCUGUAAAACACACCACAACGGUUUAUCAAAUCGAAAGCCAUACAAUUUAGGCUCCAUAGUCCAGGGCAUCGUGUUGCAGUCAUCGGAAUGACUCACAAGAAAUUGUAGAAGUGUCCUGCGGACUUGAGAUAAAUCGGAAAACCAUGUAAGACAGCAUUUGCCAUUGGGAGAGUUGAAUCGAAAUGAAACAAGGUAGCAGAAGCAAUAAUGGUUUACCAGGUAUCCAUUGAAUAGGCAGCAGCAUUUUUCAGUGUAUUUAGCAAAGGAGAGGAUGAUUACUGUGCGUUUAAUGAGGAAAGGUAAAAACGCACUGAAGAAUAUAUCUUCCUCAAACCAUCUUGUACAUGAAGACAUCGCCCACCGGAAGGCGAUAAAUCGUGAAGCAACAGUGCCAACGCGUGAGGACGUGAGAGAAAAGCAUGCAGCAGCAUUCAGCUGCUGUCGAUAGAAAUUUAGCAUAAUUUGGUACAAUUAAGUGCUUUUGGAUCAAUUCGCCCGAUGCAUGGCCACAACUCCAUGUGCCUUCAGGAAUGUUGAUGUCUCUGUUCUUUUUUUAUAUCUUACAUUUAAGGCAUUCUAUAAGCUAAGUGUGAUUCGAAAGACAGUGAGAGGGUGAAUAGCUACAAGAUAUGAAGCGCUCGAAGUAUAGUUAAAUUCGUUACAAGGAGGAAUGUUACUGUUGUAAUUCGUUAUCAGACACAGCAAUCAAAUCAAAAAGCCCGUAGCGCAAAAUGUGAAGAGAGAGAGAGAGAAGAAAGCUGCAGCUCACAGUGUGAGCUUAUCUGGGCUGCUUAUGAGAACGAAGAGGAAACCAAUCCUUUAUUCCAAAUAUUUGCAAAAAAAGAAAUUGUCACUGUGUUAGGUGCCCAAAGAUUUUUACUUUUGUUUCGCCGAUAAUUGCUAAAGUGUUUCUCCUUUCCUUCCAUCUUGUCUGUACAACAAGCGCCUUAACGUGCCUUCAAUUCUUAUGUUCAAUGCACCUUUUCAUUCUGUUUGUAUUCCGCUACUACCGUAUGCAAUAGAUGGGGAGACAAAACUAGCAAACUAAAGAUGAUGAUGUUGUUACAUGGGCGGAAAACAAAGACAGGAUUGAUCUCAGUAUCGGCACUCGAAUCAGUUUGUUUGUAUAUCGGUUUACCGAGCUCGUUUGAGUAAGAAUAAUUUGGCGCAAUGCAUUUUGUUUACGCGAGGAUACCGAAUCCAUCAUCCAAAACACGCAACGCACAGCAUGUGGCAAUGAGAAGAAAAUUUAAAUUAGUAAGCAAAGCAUACGGCAAACGAAUACUAGAGGUAGACGGGUUCGUUCGAAACGGAACCGUUGUCGGUGAUUAUUAAAUAAUUUACCUCUGGGGAACGCUUUUCCGAACGCAUUUGGCUUCUCCCAGGAAGAACGCAACAUUUUGAAGCGAUAGAUACGCAGGCCUUAAAAAAACCCGCCCCGCUUGAACUACUUCGAGGUGAGAAGUAGGUAAUUUGUGUUUUUAGCUAAGGUUAGCUUAGCUUUCGACGAUCGGAACAUACAUGUGUGUUGAACAGGUUUGCAGAUAGAGUGCAUUCUGGAAACACGUGCAGUAGUAGCAUCGGCGGUACUGAUACGGCCACCCCAAAACCGGGGAUCUGUCGUUGAUUGGAGUGUUUAAUUCUUUUUGAUGUUGUGCUUUUGGCGUACGGAAGGGGCUGUGAUGUAGAUGUUUGAUCUCAUUUUAUUAUUUUUGUUUGCAGAAGAAGGGAAGAGCUUAUCGGAAGAGGAUUUAUAAAAGAAGGAACGAGUAAAAUUUCAUCGAAUAAGGUUUCUAGGGAAGUAAAAAAGCAUAUAUGAAUCAGGCGUUUCAAGCUCCAGCGAACGUUGUACUGAAGAGGAAACUUUGUGAAAGACACUACCGCACCUCACCACGAUCAUUCUAGCGAUGCUACUAGAGAUGACUCAAAAGAUAGCCACGAUGAUUUUUGACGAUAUUUUUCUUCUAUUUAGCAAUUCUUUUGGUUCUAAAACUGAGACCUUAUGACAUUUUUUUGCUGCAAAAAUGUUGCCAAAAAUGAUCGUGGGAGAUCUAGAGGGGCCGGUUCAGAAACCACCUGCGACAGAGAAGGAACGUCAAACGGAGCUCAGAUGCGCAACGCUGCUAGGCAUUUUACAUUUCUUACGUAUAUAUGUAUUUUUUUUGUUUUAUUUGUUUCAUUUUUAAGACAUUACAUGAUAGAACCUUUUCAGAACAUAUCGAACAUGCCGAUUUGUGCAUUUUUAGUAGUAUAGAUAAAGUGCUUUUUCGUGCGUCGGUCAGUUAUCUGGAUCGAGGCAUCUGUUGUUGGCUGAUGGCGGUGUAGUAAAACCCCGAGCAAACGCGACGGGAACUUCGAUUAGAACAAUAUGUACCGAUAAAUACGCAUUGUCACGCAUUAUAUAGUUGUUGGAAACUGUAUCUCUCUUGUAUGAUCGCCAAUAAACAUGAGAUAAAGCAAAAGUA
This is a messenger RNA of Anopheles arabiensis, 6219 nucleotides long. RefSeq names its product cell death protein hid (gene hid). The transcript has 4 exons. The coding region runs from base 1177 to 2391 and encodes 404 amino acids. The record is from RefSeq and is a predicted model, not a curated record. NCBI's taxonomy places the organism in Eukaryota, Metazoa, Arthropoda, Insecta, Diptera, Culicidae.